CUAGUAUCCAAUAGCCCCCAAUAAUGUGCCUCUAUAAUAAUAGUUUACCAAAACAGCUAUGUCCAAGAUAUAGAAUAUUAUAUGUAAUAAUUUCGUGAUUCUAAUGGACUAGUUGUGAAAUAUUUUUGAAUCCUAUCUCCCCGUUUUAACAGGUUUGGCAAGGCACAGCCUAACUCUACAAAAGAAAGGAAGAAGGGUAAUCACCAAAUUGAGAGUCUUCAAUCUUUGUGGAUAGCUGCUAUGCCGAUCAUCAGAAGCGUUACAAGGGAAUAUAUUGGCAAGCCAAUAAGAUGCAAAGCUGCAAUAUGCAAAAAAUCAGGUGAACCCCUUGUGAUAGAGGAAGUUGAAUUAGACCCACCUAAAUCAUGGGAAGUACGGAUCAAAAUUUUAUGCACAUCUCUCUGCCACUCUGAUGUCACCUUUUGGAAAAUGAAUUCUUCAGCACCUACUGCUAGGUUUCCAAGAAUUUUAGGACACGAAGCUGUGGGACUCGUGGAGAGUGUAGGGGAGAAUGUGGAAGAAGUGAAAGAGGGGGACUUGGUCGUGCCAGUGUUCCUCCCAAACUGUGGUGAAUGCAUAGACUGCGGGAGCACAAAGAGCAACAAUUGCACAAAGUUUGGGAACAAACCGAUCCGUGACAUGCCAAGAGAUGGAACAAGCAGGUUUAGAGACAUGAAAGGAGAAGUGGUGCAUCAUUUAUUGGGUGUUAGUAGCUUUUCUGAGUAUACAGUGGUGGAUGUAACCCAUGUGGUUAAAAUUACUCAUGAUAUUCCUCUUGAUAAGGCUUGCUUGCUUAGUUGCGGUGUUUCCACAGGGAUUGGGGCAGCGUGGAAGGUGGCGGAUGUAGAAAAAGGGACCACGGUGGCUAUUUUUGGGCUUGGUGCUGUAGGCUUGGCUGUUGCUGUAGCAGCAAAGCAACGAGGAGCUUCAAAGAUUAUAGGCGUUGAUCUAAAUCAUGACAAAUUUGAAAUAGGAAAACAAUUUGGAAUAACUGAUUUUGUGAAUCCCUCCUCCACCUCCAACGAGAAAUCUGUAAGCGAGGUGAUUAAGGAUAUGACAAAUGGAGGAGCUGAUUAUUGCUUCGAAUGCAUAGGCUUGGCAUCACUAAUGACAGAGGCUUUUAAUAGCAGUCGAGAAGGUUGGGGGAAAACGGUGAUAAUUGGGGUGGAAAUGCACGGUUCGCCAUUGACUUUAAAUCCUUAUGACAUUUUAAAAGGCAAAACCAUUACGGGAUCACUAUUUGGAGGCUUGAAACCAAAAUCUGAUCUCCCCCUCCUUGCUCAGAAGUACUUAGACAAAGAACUUAACUUGGAUGGCUUCAUAUCACAAGAGGUGGACUUCAAGGAUAUUAACAAAGCUUUUGACUAUCUCCUUCAAGGAAAGAGUAUCCGUUGCAUUAUAAGGAUGGAUCCUUGAUUAGCUAACUUGACAACAUUUCUUUGUUACCUCAAAACUCUUUCUUUCAUUUACCUCCAACAUAUGAUGGUAAACAUCUGUCAAUAAAAAUUGAUAGUAAACAGCUUCAUAAAUAAAUUGGUUAAUAAUACUAAUGGUACAAAUGGAAAUUUCAUUCGCUAAUGAAUGAUCUUUGUCCUCCAUUACUUGAGUUAAACCUCAGAGAUUACGCAUCUAUCGUGAAAAUGUCCACAUUUUAACAUCGAUGUUUGUUGAAAGAGGUCAAACCGUUGAAUGAAUUUUCGUACUUUGAAGAA
Messenger RNA from Medicago truncatula (barrel medic), 1712 nucleotides. Its product is annotated as alcohol dehydrogenase-like 2. The record is from RefSeq and is a predicted model, not a curated record. Gene Ontology annotation, biological process: formaldehyde catabolic process. Lineage: Eukaryota; Viridiplantae; Streptophyta; Magnoliopsida; Fabales; Fabaceae. Gene Ontology annotation, cellular component: cytosol. The transcript is spliced from 10 exons. The coding region runs from base 241 to 1416 and encodes 391 amino acids. Gene Ontology annotation, molecular function: alcohol dehydrogenase (NAD+) activity; zinc ion binding; S-(hydroxymethyl)glutathione dehydrogenase [NAD(P)+] activity.